UGUAAUGAAGCUAUGAUCUCUUGCACUUAUUGCCCUCCAUUUUCUCUACUCAACAACACCUCCAUCAGCUCAUCUUUUUUUUCCCUUGCUAGAAAACUCGGUUCCUCUUCGAUCGUAUUUUUCUAGUAAAGUAACUGCAAACUCGCAAACUACAUUGUAGAGAUCAGAUUAGAUCUGGUGGUGGAAUGGACGAGCAUUUGAAGAAUCUGUUCGGCAGAAUCAGAGAACAGUUCGGGUCGGGUCCGGGGCUGGGUCCGGGAUCCGGAACAUGCCUCAUGAAAAUCGACGGAGUGGGCCCUCCAUUCAUCAAGUCGCUCUACAAAGCCGCUGCAUCUCUAUACCGCACCGAUCCGUGGCGGCGGUUGCGGCCGGGGCACCUCUUCGGCGUUAAGGUUGGGAAGGACCGCGAAUGGUACGGCCGGAGACAGCCGUUUCCCUGCAUCCAAUUCAUCGGCGGAGACGGCGGCGAUUUGGGGAUUCACAUGUUCCGGUCGCCGGAGGAUGCUCGGAAGUCGACUGGAGGCCGGGAGACGAUCAGAGUUGGCAAUGUGGAGCUGUUCCGGGUGACGUACGAGGUGGAGUCGCUGAUGUUUGCGUCGAACAAGCGGAUGAUCAAGUGCUUGGGGCUGGAGAGCUCCGGCGAGGAUCGGUUUCCGGUGUUCGAUGUGGUGCGUUGCAGGCCUUCCGGGGAGCUGGAGUUUAGGAAUCCGACGUUUGAGGAGCUGAGGUUUUGCUAUGGCGUUUUGAUGGCGGCUGCGCUGGUGCAUCCCCUGCUGGAGGGAGAUGGUGGUGGGGCUCCCAUCUAUGCUAGAUUGGCGGCGUUUCAGCCAUUAAUUGAGACGGUGGACGUUCAGUGGCCGGCGGAAUUCAGCAAAGGGACUGAUCUUGUUUCUGUUACCAUCUCUCACCCACCCAAUCAUGGAUACCAGGAAAAGAUUACCGAGCAUUCACAAGGAUGACAGUUUUUAGUUGAAUAGAGUAAAAGGUUGGUUGUGAUUUUAUUUCACUUAGUUUUGUAGUAGUUUAAGUUAAGCUAACUCAUGAUGUUCGUGUCGGGAAAAGAUGAGAUUUAGUUUACUUGCAUCUCUACAAAUGGUGUGAGUGUUGUUGAAGGUUGACGUAGAGAGGGAAUUGAAAAAGAGCUUAGUCGCAUUCGAGGUUUUGCUGAUUCAGAUGAGUAACACUCUGUACGCUUAGUCGCUUAUGACAUUUGUCUUUUCUCA
Molecule: messenger RNA, 1223 nt
Organism: Salvia splendens (bonfire salvia)
Lineage: Eukaryota; Viridiplantae; Streptophyta; Magnoliopsida; Lamiales; Lamiaceae
Product: zinc finger MYND domain protein
Exons: 1
Coding region: 186-959 (257 amino acids)
Source: RefSeq, a predicted model, not a curated record